This is a messenger RNA of Paramuricea clavata, 26792 nucleotides long. The record is from the annotation of a GenBank genome assembly. NCBI's taxonomy places the organism in Eukaryota, Metazoa, Cnidaria, Anthozoa, Malacalcyonacea, Plexauridae.
AUGUGUAUUAAUUUAGCAAAUAACAGUACAAUUAGAUCAUGAUAAAUUUAGCUAGAUUUCAUUCGAUGUAUGUUCGUGUUUUUCAGGAGAUACGCGUUUAUACAGAUCUGCAGAUCUUGGAAAUGUAGCCAGUUUGAAUCGGUUCGGAAGUGGAUCACUAAUCUCAGGUAAUCUGCAUAAAAACCCGUCAAAAUGAGAAAUACUGUAGGAGAAAAUCGGCCAUUAGAAGUGAGCUGAUGCUCAUGUACAGGGAUGGUGGGUUUGCAGUAUAUCUAAUCACCAUCGUGCAACAGAUAACAGAGAAAGAAAGUAAUUUUAUGCUUUUGUUUGUUGUAUGAAGUAUUAUAUAGCAUUUUAUUUUGCGGUAAAUGAAUAGAAAUUUCGGAGAGAUGUACCCGGUUGCGAAGAGUGUCAGCAUUUUUGAAAUUUGAAGUAGGAUUUAACAUUAUUGUACUAUUAAAAUACAUUUAUUCCAAUUUAUUUUUAUUCAGAUUUUGAAGGUCACAUCAAUAAUAUAACUUUUCAUAACAUUACUCACCCAAGAAUUGAAAAUAUUCUGACAGAUUACACCCCAAGGCCUCCCUUGGAGAGUUUCCCUUGUUAAAAUCUUAGGACGCGACGCUACUGUUCUCAUUUUAGGUACUCUAAACGAUCCAUGUUUGGUGGCCCCGUACAAUUGCGCAGGCGGAUUGACAGUUUCAUUUUGGCUGCAAUUUAUAUCUGGAGGAAUCAUAAUCCGUACAGGCAAAGCUGGUUUCCACGUUUAUGUGGAAGGUGAAAAAUUCUUCAUCACCUACCAAGGCGUGGACAGAAGCUGGACCAUAGAACGUGGAUGUAUUCCUAUGGGCGUCUUCCUCGUGACAGCCACGUGGAAUGCGGCUGGCGGAUUGUCGUAUUACGAGAAUGGGAAACCUGUGGUUUCAACGCAAAUCUCCGAUCCGAGUUCGAUUUCUGGGAAUUUUGAUGACGUCAUCACUGUUGGGUAUGAGGAAACGUCGAGCGGGAAAAGAUAUUCAAGUUUAAUCAUCGAUGAUCUGAUGAUAUGGAACCGUGCCCUAAGCUCUGAGGAUGUUCAAACAAUUUAUGAUGCUGGUAAGCCGUUAAAUCUUUAGAGCAUUAAAUGUUUAAAAUUGAGACGUUCUCUGACCAACGUAUUUUAAUGGCGAGCUUUCGGCUAUCAGGCCUAUAGCCUCCACCCAUUGAAGCAAGAGAUUAUAAAUAAUUUCAUCAGAGAACGUUUCAAUUUUAAUUUUUAUUUCAUAUUUCACAGUAAGUAAGUUAACAAAAUUAACUACAUUUGAAUACAAAUGGACAAGAUUUUUUGGAGAGCGAGUGCUCUUCCAGUGAGUGGAACGUUAGACCAUGCAGUAACAUAGCUAGAAUUUCUAAUCAAGGGGGGGGGGGAAUCCCUGCUUGGAGGGCCCAAGUAAUUUUACCUUGCACCAGUUCAAAUAAAGUUUGCUUAUUCUGUGAAAAAUGUACUUGGGCUUCCACGCUAUCCAUGCAUAAUAUAGAACAAUUAACGUUUAGGGGUGCGGGGCUAUGCUCCUCCCGAAAAUUUUUUUAAUUGUAGAGUUUGUAAACUGCCAUUUUCAGCAUUUUGGGGGCUAUUUUAAAAUGCGAUUUGAUGAUUUUAAAUAACCAUUUAACACAUAACAACUCUACUUAAUCACAAAUGAAUCCAGAAUAUUUAAAACAUUGGAAGAUAUAAAAUUUCCAUUACAAGAAAUGAAAAUAUAAUGAACAUGGUUGUGCAGAAACUACGCCUUUUUCCACUGGAAUGCAGAAGAGAGAUUUCGGAUUUAACUUUAUUGUUUAAGUCCAGAAAUGGGCUAAUAACUAUGGACGUGAAUAAGUACCUGAACACUUACGUUUAUUGCUAUCGGACACGUAAUUACGACCCAAAUAACUACAACUUGAUUAUUAAGCACAACAAGACUAUUAUAGAAAGUCGUUUUUCAUUAGGGCUGCAGAACUCUGGAAUACGUUACCUUCUAAUUUAAAAUCUUGUAAUUCAAUUACUUUAUUUAAGACUAAAAUCACUAACCUAUACUUCGAUAAAUUAGCUACGUAUUGCUUACCUGCGUGAAUAUUUCUUAGUGUAUUGUAUUGAUGUAUAGGGGUAGGAUGGCAACUGGGACAUUAGUCCAUAACUCCUGCCAGUCGUCUGUUUGGUAAACUUGUAACUUGCUAUAUAUGUCAUUGUAAUUUACUGUCGAAUUAAUUAAACUAAACUAAACUAAACUACUGGUCAGAAUUUUUCUAAGGAAGGCCCCAUAUUUUUCUAUUUUCAAGAUACCUUCUUGACAUGUUAUCAUAUCGCCCGAACUUCGAAAUUCUGUUGGUGUUAAAGAUUAGAAUUAGAAUUAUGUGCUUAUGUUUUCAUAAAAUUCGGAGUUGAGCGUUUGAACACACAGUGUUGGAAAGUGAGGUAUCCUUGUGGGUUAAAUUUUUCCUUGUGUCCUCGUUAUGUAUAAGCGCCCCUGGUACUGAGGUCGUCCCUUGGCUUGAGAAAUUGAAGUGUCAUUUUAUACGUUGUUAUUUCAGGAAUCUCAACCUCAUUUGGUCGUGCAUCAUGUCUGUCAGGCCCAUGCCAAUCAGGAUCAUGGUGUGUUCAGGGUGCUUCCUCUACUGCACAUGCCUGCCUACAGCCCACCAGUAGUGAUUGUUCAUUUGAAGAGGAUCUGUGUGAUUUCAGCGGUCUUUAUGCUACAAAAACGUCGACAAAUAACCAGAGCGCAAUCAUCGAAAAUAUGCCUUAUCAUGAUCACACGUUUGGGAGCUGUACAGGUAACAAGCAUUAGAUAUGCUCAUAUUGUGGUAUACUUUAAGUUUUGUGCACAGUUCCAUGUUUGUAUCAUAGACGGAUGUUUUGGGUGUGCAGAGGGGUGCGCACGCCCCCCAAUUAUUUUGCACCCCCCCCCCCCAGAAAUUUAAAUGCUCAUUGGAUUAAAUGACAUGCAGUAUUGUGAUUGAAAUAAGGAUUUUAAACUGAAUAAGACUAAAAUCAUAACAAAAAUUUUGUACUAAAUAACACCAUAGUCCUGGCUAAUUCAACCCAGCUAUAUGAAUGAAUAAACCAGAUUAUGUUGGGUGGAUUAUUAACCAAGAAUUUCUGGUUUAUAGAAUAGUCCACCUAACACCAUCUUUGUUGAUUUAACCAGGAUGCAUGUGAUCAAAUUAACCAGGAUAUUAUGGUUAAAUUGAUUACGAAAUUUAACCAUGCAGGAACAUUAAAGUGGCACUGUCAUUAAAAUUUUUAUUGUCUCAAACGAAAGAACUUCUAAAACUGUAAAGUAACUUCUUUUGAAAAAAUUGGUUUUCAUAGUUUGUUCUUGAGAUAUUUCAUUUUGUUUCAAACCAUGUGAUGUCAUUUACUCAAUUACAUAUAUAAUACAUGUAAAGUGGGAUAUCAGUAAAUGUUGUGUUUCUUUGUAUUUUUGACGGAUUUUUUUAAAAAAAACAGUAUGCGUAAUGAUGUAGGUUAAAUUAACAAACGCGCCGCAUCUUUGGAAAGAUUUUGAUAAAAAAUAGCAAAGAUACAUAACAAUUACUGAUGUCUCAAAAUAUAUGUAAUUGAGUAAGUGACGUCACAUGGAUACAAACAAAAUAAAAUAUCUCAAGAACUAAGCAUGGGAACAAAAAUCUUCAAAACAAGUUACUAUACAGUUUUAAGAGCAUUUAUACAGUUUUAAGAAAAUAAAAAUUUUAAUAACAGUGCUGUUGUAAUCAUAAAGUAAUAAAAGAAAUGAAAAACCAUACUAAUUGCAUGGCUUUAUCCUACUUUAAAGCCAGCUAUAAACUUAAUACGUUUUACAAUGUACAAAAUGGCCGACACUAAAAUGACCAAUGACUAACGCGGGCUCAGGUGCCACAGCAACCCAAUCCGGUAACUAAUAAAUAUAAAGUUUAUGUCAUUCUUCCUCCCUAAAAUAAAAAUUCAACUUACUAUAAUUAAAUAAACUAAUGUAAAAGUCAUCUUACUAUAAGUUCAAAUACUAGUAAACGAAUAGUUCAUUUAGCCUAUUGUUUACCAACCAUAACGAGAUGGUGGUUUAACUUUACGACUUGAACGUCUGAGUGCAGGUACUUGCGUUGUUGAAUAGUGCUGUGGAUCAGAAGCCGUUGGCGAUGUAGUUGAAUCCUGUUGUGAAUCGGCGGCCACGGUAUCUGGAACAUUCGGAGCUAAGGGAGUGUUCAUUAUUUAUACCCGGGGUUGGUACCGAAGAGAAAUGGGUUGGGUAAGCCAUAUUUCUGGGGUUUGAAGGGUUGGGUAAAUAUUUUUUGAACAAAGCCUAUGGUUGGGUAAAUUAUUUUCAAUACAAACCUUCAAUUGAACAAAAUAUGAAAAUCGUUUAUUUAACAAAAUGGGUCAUUCCAGGAAAUAUCCUUUCAUUCCCGACAACGAAAACUAAACUCCAACUCCCCAUCCCCUCUGAUUACAACAACGAGACAUGGUAGGACUGGCUUGGGAGCAUAAUAUGAACUUGUGAAGGUACAAAUGAUUUUAUUUGACAUUCAGUUAGUGCACCAAAUAUGCAUAGUACUGUUUAUACUAUAGUGGCCUAGCUUGUAUAAUAAUAUAUAUGUAUAUAUGUAAAAUACUUGUAUAAUUUUGAAAUUGGGUUGGGUAAAAUAAAAAUCGAAAGGGUGGGUGGUUGUUUUUUCUCUUUUCGAUUAGUUUCUCUUCGGUACCAACCCCGGGUAUAAAUAAUGAACACUCCCUAAUCCAUUUUCCACUUCUCCGCUUGGCAGGAUUCCUUGUGGUUCAUUCCGGACAGGAGUAAUGGGGCAAGGAGCUAGAUCUCGAAGGGAAACUGAGGAUUCUCUUCCAUCGGGGUACAGUAAAAUCCCGCGCAUAAGAACCUAGAUUUUUCAAGUUAGCCUAAACAGGUUCUUAUAUAAAUGGUGCUUAUCGUGAAAUUAGGCUAAACAGGUUCUUAAAUAGGUUCUUAUUUUCUAAAGAAAAAGCGACUCAUUUUCAGUUGGUGUAGAAGAAAAAGCGACUCAUUUUCAGUUGGGGUAGAAAAAAGUUAUAUAAAUUAUUCCAAUAUGAAGAGAAGAGUUCGUUUUCUUUUAUUUAUAAAUUUUAGUUUCGACUGUUAGAAUGAUAAAAAUAAAAUAAGAACCUGUUUGAAAUUUUAGCCUAAACAGGUUCUUAUACAAAGGGGGUCUAAAUAAGCAAUUUUAGCCUAACAGGUUCUUAAACUCUAGGUUCUUAUACGCGGGGUUUUACUGUACUUCACAUGGGCGUAAGUGGGGUUUGCAUCGGUUAGCUCUAUUUGGUCGACAAGCGGGUCGUUCUUGCUUGUUCUAACAAAACGCCUUAACAGGACCGGUCCCGGGUUCUGUAGCCAGGAUGGUAGCGAAGUUCCCAGAGAUGAACGUCGUUGGAAGUUGAAGAAUCUCUCGUGUGGAGUGGUAUUAGUAGAGGUAGAGAGGAGUGAUCUUAUCGAAUGAAGGACGUCUGGAAGCACCAGUUCCCAUUUUGAAUCAGGUAGAUUUGCUGACUUGAGGGAAAGUCGAACAGCCUUCCAAAUAAUACCAUUAUAACGUUCGACCUGUCCAUUUCCAAUUGGGUGAUAGGGGGUUGUUUUGCUUGUUGCUAUCCCUCGUCGAGACAACUACUCCUUGACUUCUUGUGAAAGGAAUGAGGCACCACGAUCCGAGUGAAUGUAACUAGGCAUACCACAAACGGCGAAUAUCUGAUCCAAACAUUUGAUAACUGUCGAGGAGUGCAUGUUUGGACAGGGGAACGCAAAUGGAAAGCGAGAAUAUUCGUCUACCACAGUCAACAAAUAUGCAUUACGAGAUGUUGUUGGUAGAGGCCCCUUGAAAUCGAUGCUUAAUCGUUCUAUCGGUUGCGUAGCUUUGACAAGGACUCCAGCCUGCUUUUGGUAAAACUGUGGUUUGAGCUCUGCCCAAGCUCUACACGAUGAGCAUGUCUUCUUGACAUCUUCGGUAGAAUAGGGUAAGUUCUUCGACCUUAUGAAAUGCAGCAUUCGAGUCACACCAGGAUGGCAAAGUGCUGUAUGGUUUCUCAUGAGACCCUCUGACGUUGACAUUGAAGAAGUGAAAGCUCGGGUAAAUGAAUGUGGGGGGCAACAUUAUCCUUUCCAGGUCUGUGCUCCACAGUGUAGCUAAAAGAAGCUAAUUCAAGUCGCCAAUCUUGCAUUUUAUUGUUCUUUAUCUUCGUGCGCUUCCUGCUAUCAAACAUAAAUGCGACGGAACGUUGGUCGGUUUUGAGUGUGAAGUGACGACCAGCAAGAAAAUGUCGCCACUUACGGACUACUUCUAUGAUAGCCAUAGCUUCUUUCCCAACACCGGGGUAAUGUAGUUCACUACUUUGGAGAGUUCUGGACAUGAAGGCAACAGGACGACCAGCUUGGUUAAGUGUAGCAGACAAAGCGACAUCUGACGCAUCACUCUCAACCACAAAGGGAAGAGUUUCAUCUAUGGAAUGAAGAGUUGCACCUUCAAGUUCCUUCUUAAACGUGUUAAAUGCCGAUAAAGCUGCCUUAUCUAGUGGAAAGGUAGUAGCUUGCGUCAAGGGUCUUAUCUUAUCAGAGAAAUUCGGUAUCCACUUCGCAUAGUAAGCAAACAUGCCAAUCACCCUGCGAAGGGAGCGGAUACUCUCUGGCGGCGGAAGAUCUUGAAGUGGGAGGGGCCUUUCCUCGUCAGGAGCGAUCACCCCAUUGCCAACCCGAUAACCUAAUACAUUGAUGGAUGUCUUGGAUUCGAUUGAUUUGCUUUCAUUCAAGGUAAGGUUCCUGCGUUGGACUGCUUCAUGAAAUGCCUGAACAUUUACGUCAUGUUCCUUUUGAUCUCGUCCAGCCACUGUUAUGUUGUCCAGAUAUGGAAAUGUGUCAUUGAGGUUCUCGUCAACAAAAUUGUCCAUUGCUCUCUGGAAAGCAGCCACCCCAUUAGUGACGCCAAACGGUAUACGGCAAAAUUGGUACAGUCUUCCAUUAGCUUCAAACCCAGUAAACUUUCGAUCGGACUCCUUUAUCGGCACUUGAUGAUAAGCACUCUUUAAAUCAAACGUUGAGAAAACUUUGUAUUGUGCUAGGUUGUUGAUUAUGUCAUCGAUCCGAAGAAGAGGAUACGCAUCAAGCUCUGUGUAUUGAUUGAUGGUUUGAGAGUAAUCAAUAUAGAGUCUCUUCUUGUGCUGGUUUGAGGGAUCUUUAGAAACAACAAUUUGUGCUCUCCAUGGUGUUAUGGUAGGCUCAAUAAUUCCUUCAGACAGGAGUUUUGUAACUUCCUGAUUGAUAAACUCCUGGUCUUCUUUGCUAAAGCGCCUAGAUCUACUGGCGAUAGGCUUACAGUCAGGGAGAAGGUUUCCAAACAAUGAAGGCUCCUCGAUUGAGGCUGUCGAAGAAAGAGGACAGGCAGGCCUAGGAAUUACUAGUUCUGGUCUAGUACCGCCAAACUCUAUGGUGACCCGCUUGUGCUUCUUCUGGAAGUCUUGCCCAAGGAUAAUGUCACUGCAGAGAUCUUUCAAGACUCCCAAACGAAUGGAUGAGUAGGAAAGUUGAUUAAUUACAAUAUCCGUAAAACAAUGACCAAGGAUCUGAGUCCUAAAAGAUGUUAGGGCCAUAGAUAUCUUCUGCGUUGAUGGAUGAAACUUGAGAGACAGUUUCCUUGCCAUAGUUUCACUUAUAAAGCUUUCCGAACUCCCAGAGUCAAUGAGUGCGGUCAGUUCAAUCCCGCCAAUAGAGACUUUUACAGAUGCUUGUUUUAGACUUUCUGUACAACUUGCAACAAUUGAACAAAGAGUAGGCGUGAACAUAGAAGCAGUGGUGAUUGCAGGCGCUUUUGACUUGCAAACUUUAGCAUAAUGUUCUUUCUUUCCACAGUUGUUACAAUUAGAAUUCCGGGCUGGGUGACUUCUUCUGUUGUGGAGAUUAUCACCACAAAAGUAGCAUUUCUUCGAUGUGAAUGUAGCUGCUAGAGAAUCAGAAUCUAAGGCAUGAGCCCCAGCAACCUCAUCUGGCGGAGGGGAGGACACUGCUGCAGUUGCAGGCAUUUCAGGCAUCCUAUAUGCUUCAGAAUUCUUUUGAGCCAAGUCCAAGGUAUUUGCUUGGUCAAAAGCAGUUUGAAGGUCGAGCUGUUUAUUUUCUAGGAGCCGUUGGCGAAUCAAAGGCGAUAAGAGGCCAUUAAUAAAUGAAUCACGAACCAAUUCCUCACGAUACUGUUCAGCAGUUACGUUCUUAAGGUUACAAUCUUUGCUAAGUUUUCGAAGUUCUUGGAGAAAUUCAGUAAGAGUCUUGUUGCGAGCAAAUGUCUAGCAAAUUUUCAUUUGGUGUCUUGACAAAUAGUUGUUCUAGUACGCGAAUGGCCGAUUUACAGUCCUUGCAGUCUUCGAUAUAUUCAUAAACGUUAUGACACACAUAAUUUACAAGAGUUCUAUAUUCAUCAGGAGCUUUUUCGCCACAUUCAUCAAUAAAAUUAGUAAAGGUAUGGUGCUAAUGCCUCCAUUCUUUCGUAGCUGUGGGCGAAUUUGGAUCUAAGUCGAGUCGUGCUGGUUUGAGUAGCGUAUCCAUGUUUUCGUUGUCCAAACUGAUUUUCCGAUUCUAUUUUGGAUUUAUUUUAAGUAGGAUAAAUUGUUGUAAUCAUAAAGUAAUAAUAGAAAUGAAAAACCAUACUAAUUGCAUGGCUUUAUCCUACUUAAAGCCAGCUAUAAACUUAAUACGUUUUACAAUGUACAAAAUGGCCGACACUAAACGUCUAACGUGGGCUCAGGUGCCACAGCAACCCAAUCCGGUAACUAAUAAAUAUUCUAUAAAUAUAAAGUUUAUGAUGCACAACAAUUACUGAUGUCUCAUUAUAUAUGUAAUUGAGUAAGUGACGUCACAUGGUUACAAACAAAAUAAAAUAUCUCCAGAACUAAGCAAGGGAACAAAAAUCUUCAAAAGAAGUUACUAUACAGUUUAAGAGCAUUUAUACAGUUAUAAGAAAAUAAACUUUUAAUAACAGUGCCACUUUAAGUUACCCCAAACAUGGUUCAUUUUAGAUUUACCAGGAAUUUUGUAGGAAUUUUGUAGCCAGAGUGUGUUCGAGAAAUGCGUAUAUUAUUUACUAACUCCAUAUGUUAUCUUGCUUGUUUUAGUUCCGUCGGCAAAAUAUGUGGUAUUUACACCAACUACUGUUGGCGAUUCCAUCAUCUCCUUUCUUACCUCCGAAACAUUCAUGCAGUCACCGAGAGGACAUCUAUUUCGUUUUCGUUUCUGGUACUUCAUGUACGGUCAAGAUGCUGGGAAUCUGAUUGCUCAUAUCACACAAGAUUCAUCAACCUCAGUUCUUUGGAGCACUACCUCACGUAAUGUUAGGAAUUGGCAAUUUCAACAAAUCGAAAUGAAGGCGGCACAGAGCUUUUCAGUAAGCGUUUUUUUUUCUGUUGUGGAAUUUGUAUUUUGGACCGUUUCAUUUUUUGGACCCGCAUGAGCGGUCGUGUUGUAUCGGAUAUACAUACACGAGCUUGUUGUUAGAGCUGGACAACUGGCCUGUGUAGCUCACUUGGUUAGAGCGCUGCACCGGAAUCGCAGGGCCGUAGGUUCGAUUCCUGCCAGGGACCUAAAGUUGGAUUUUUCGCUUCUGUUCCUUGUUAGGUCUGUGGCUGUGAAAUCAUUAGAAUAACAAUAUAACUCAUUAUCUAUGUUAAUCAACGUUUAUUCAUAGACACGGUCCUUUACUGUCACGUGUGCAUUGUAUUUUUGCCCAAUUAACCAAUAGCAAUGUUUUAGGACAGUUACCUCUCCGUGACUCGAACAAUAUAGGGUAAAUUGGAAAUUGCUAUUGGUUAGUUGGCCAAAAAACACACGUGACGGUGAAGGACCAGAUUGAUGAAUAAACGUUAACUAACGUAGAUAAUGAGUUUUAGUAUUUUUGAACAAGUGAAUAUAACAAAUCCUACAAGUUCAUUGGUCAAAUUUGACGUAUUUUAAAAGCUGUUAUAUUCACCUACAGGUGAAUAUAACAAAACCGGAAUUUUCAAAAUGGCGGCUAGCCGUUUUGUGAAAGUUCUGGUAAAAAAUAUAAGCGAAUUAAAAUAAAUUCAGUCCCAAAAAACACAAAAGACUUGUGUAAAAAUACCAAAACAAUUAUUCGCCUCAGGCUCGGUGAUUAUCGGGGAACAUUCACCUCGACUUCGUCUCGGUGAAUAUUCCCCGAUAAUCACCUCUCCUUCGGCGAAUAAUUCAUUAAAUAUUGUUAUUCUAAUGAGUUCCACAGCCAUAAUAAAAGUAUAUAAAUUACCACUCGAUAAUUUCCAUCGAUAAUACCCUUCAACUAAUAUUCAAAAUCUCGAUAUUUUCAUCUUAUUAGGCUUCGAAAGUUAUUUAUGUAAAUAUUUUCUAGGUAACCCUUACGGCGUCUGCUGGUCCUGCAGCAAAUCUGACAAUUGCCCUGGAUGACGUCAGCCUUCAAGUCUGCAGUAAGAAUCAUUCAUUUCUUCUCACUCUCUGUAAUAAAAAAAAGAUGGCUAUAUACUGGGGCUCUAUGAAAAACAGUUUAGAACUAAUACGCCUAUCCAGUAUACGAAUAAAGUUAGUCUAGUUUAGGUUUCCCCCUGUAGUACUCAAAACUGGAUCAAUAAGACACUGAACCUCUUGGGAGAACCGUCGCUAAGAGACAAAGGAUGGCGGGUGUAUUUUUUUGUGGGGGGAGGAACAAAAAUAUUUUUCCGGACAUUAUAUUUUUCAUUCACUUUUUUAAUAGGCUUUAUAACGUACCGUUAUUCGUGAAAUUUUUUUCCUAAAUUUUUCCAAAGUUUCGCUAUAACUAUACUACUUUUUAAUCAGUGUCCCUCAAAUAUUUUAGUUCUUUUCCUUCCUAUUCAGUUCAUGUUUUGCCGGCUACGAAAACAAUUUGCUGACGAAUUCGUUAUUUUGCCGAAAAUAUGUUUGUACGCUUGAAAAGCUCUUGAAAUUUACAGUUUUAAAAGAACUCCUUAAAUACUCCUUGAAUUCUUAAAAUGUUUUGCUAAAUAGGAAGUGAAACCACAGUAUUAACUUUUGUUCGUUGCCAUAGGUAAUUCGUGGUGCAAAAACUGGGGGUAGAAACAAAUCUUUUGAUACAAAUUCGCCAAUAUAUUACACCAAGUUUUUGUUUGGAAGCUACACUGGUCAAUAAAGCGUGGGCUUGAUCUGGGUUCGAUGGGCCGCCUUUUUCUAUGUUUUCAACAAUUUUUUUUCCUUGAAAGAAAACAUCUCAAACACUCCUUGAAAAGUGCUAUUUUACUACUAGUAAUAUACAUGAAAAAAAUUCUCAAUUCUGGUCGGCUAAGAGCAUUGCAAUUUUUUCGAAACACAGUGCCAAAAAAUGAAAUACAGUGCAAAAAAAGAAAUACAGUGCAAAUUUCUUAAUUUUCUUAACUUUUUAUUUUUCAAAUUUCUUAAUUUUCUUAAUUUCUAAAUGUGAGUUACGCACGUGACUGCAUAAUUUUCAUGCAUAUUAUUAGUAAGCAAUAAUAUGGUUUCUCAUGCAAUUUGAAAAAAACACAUACUGGUGAGUUUUUCACUAAAUACUUCAAAUUGCACUCCUCCUUCUGACCCGGGCAAUUUUGAUAGUCUUUGAAAAACUCACUUGUGCAUGUUUUUUCCAAAUUGACUCGAAACCAUGCUAUUACCUAUACUUCAAAACUUCUUAAUCACUCCUUAAAUUUAACUUUUCAAGACCAGCACAAACCUUGUAAACAUUAUAGACAAUGAGACUUAUGCAUGGCAGUCAUUUUGGUGUGACCUCAUUCGUUAUUCGCUGUUGAUAAAUUUCUGUUGAGACAAUGUUUAUCCUUUCCCACCAACAACUAGAAACUGUGAGAACCUCUUCCAUUAUAUUACCAACACCACAGUAGAUUUGUGGUCAAACCAAACAUAAAACUUUGAGGUAAAUCUGACUGGACUUGCCUUAAAGCCUAGUUUCCAUUUGGCCGUUAGUUGUCGCUGGCACGACAAGCGGUAGAUGUGAACAUAGUCUUUCGAUACAUGGUUUGGAAACUCCGCUAAAGUCUUUGUUUUAUCUUUUUGUUCGCGUUUAUGCAGUUUUGUGCACGGUGCAUGGUAAAUGAACACAUUGUAUAUUUGUGUACCACUUGGCAAAUAAAACUUGUCACAUAAAAACUUGUCAUAGAAAACUUGCUUGUCUGCAACCAGCUUUACCCCAACUUUUUACUCAUUCAAAAUUUUAUUUACCAACUCUUUUCUCUCCGGUCUCACCCCCCGCCAUAAAUAAUGACCAGUCCCACUUCCCGCCAUAAAUAAUGACCAGUCCCACUCCCCGCCAUAAAUAAUGACUGGUCCCACUUCCCACCAUAAAUAAUGACCAGUCCCACUUCCCACCAUAAAUAAUGACCAGUCCCACUUCCCGCCAUAAAUAAUGACUGGUCCCACUUCCCGCCAUAAAUAAUGACCAGUCCCACUUCCCUCCAUAAAUAAUGACCAGUCCCACUUCCCGCCAUAAAUAAUGACCAGUCCCACUUCCCGCCAUAAAUAAUGACUGGUCCCACUUCGCGCCAUAAAUAAUGACCAGUCCCACUGCCCGCCAUAAAUAAUGACCAGUCCCACUUCCCGCCAUAAAUAGUGACCGGUCCCUAAUGAUCUUUACUUGCUCCAGGCAAGCGCUAAAUUAUACCACUGUUAAUUCAAUGACUAUCGUAUCCUUUAUAGAUCCUUAUCUUCAGCCCACUGUAACAAAUGUCAGCCCGGCAGAUAAUGGUGGCGUGAACAUCGGGUGGUUACAUGCUGGUUGUUUUCAGACUUUCCCCCUCACUACCUUGGUAUAUUACCGAACUUUAAACUCAACAGAAUGGACUCUACGUGCUACUACGGGACACAGUUCUCAUGUAAUCUCUUCAAUCCUUUUCCCACCUAAUGCCACAUUCGAAUUUAAAGUCAACACGCGUUACGUUGUUAAUAAUGAGGUUAUUAGCAGUGAUGAUAGUGUUGUUUUUAAAUUCACAAUUCCUGGUUAGUGGCUUUGUAUUACGACUCUAAUAGUGUUUAUUCAUGCCUAUUAAUGUUUAUUUUUUAUUUGUAUUUUCCAAUUAUGCUUUCAAUACUCUGGUAUAGGUCGAAAUCAGCAAAAAAGACCAUCCCAGUCGGGUGGGAUAAAGCUUUCAGAUCCAACCUAGCGCAAUGUGAGAUCUCGCUUAGCCGGGCAGGCUCGGUCUCAUUUGAACACAAAUUGAAUUUUAUAUGCGUUAAAAAGGGCUAGGGGUGCACAUUCGACAAAUUGCUGGGGGGAGGAUAGACAAUCUGGGGACCGACUUUCUCGUUCUCCAGAACAAACAUUUGUGACGAGUGGAUUAAAUAACUCUAUAGCAGAAAAACCCCCCCCCCCCCCAAUGUGCGCCCCUGGAAAGGAGAUGCAGAUCUCACUUAGUAGGUCAGUUUCCCUCUUCUCUGUGUUCAUAUGGACUGUCCCGUAGUUAAGUCAUCUACCGUGGUUUUACAUCUACCGUGGUUUUAUGUAGAUUCAAAACGCUUCGAGAUUUUGAGCGAAGGCCAACUGCUAACUAUUGAGUGCAGCCCUGUCCUCUAUUAACUAUGAGUGCAGCAUAUGCUCAUAUUCCCACUGACAUUACAAGGGUUAUUAUGAGGACUCUUGUGGGAAUAGCUAUUUUGACACCAAUAUAUAUACGGUGCCAUUAUACGCCUGUACCAAUCUGCAUGUACAUGAAAUCCUCACCGAUCACUUUACCAAUUUCCACGAACUAGACUUUACAAACUUUCUUACAUCAUAAAUAGGGUCAAAUUCUGUUUGCUGUAAGCAGCAACACUCUAUUUUAUAAACCCACACGGCUUUGUAUAAAUAAUCAACCCAUGUUCGUUUUAUUUUGCCGUGUUUUUCUAUUUUUGGCCGUUGUAACCAGGGUUUUUUUCAGGGCUUUUUCACGGCGAGGCUUGAAAAUCAAACAUCUCAUCAGACGUUUCAGCGCAGUAAAAUGUGGAAAUAAUUUUUCCUGUUUGAAACCAAACAAAGUACGAAAAAGCGAAUAUACUCUACCCGAAAUUGGUUUCACAUCACAAAUUCAAAGCAACUUUGAGCUGUCGAGCGGUAAUUGUGGAACUUCUUGGGCCUUUGCCCAUGAGCACCCCGAGUUCCACCCUAUCCUCCCCAUCGGAGGGGGUUGGAGGGGGAGACAGCCGUCCCAGACCCCAAGCUGAUCAGGUAAACUGAAACGGACCCAGCAAAACAAUUCUGAAAAAAACCUGGAUAACACGGUUUCUAGCAUCUCCACUAGCAGUAAAUAAACAACCUGUCCUUUUUGUUCCAGAUUUUUUCAUAUCGUCAACAUUGACUUUCGAAGCUGCACCAGCAGUGCCAUCCAACGCAUUCAUCUCAGAUCGCGGAUGGCUUUUGAAUCGAGGGACAAACGUCACAAUAACAUGUAAAGUUGCCUCAGUAACAAAACCAACAAUAAUUUUGAAGAAAGAUAAGAUUAUUUAUCCUACAGAACUGCUAAAAGAACUAACAAACCCUCCAUCUGAGGGAACCAACCUGUGGCAAGCUACAAUGUCAAUCCUUUCAUUCGAGGACAACGACGCUGCUAAAUACAUCUGUGAAGUAAAGUCUGGAAAUGACAGUGUACUAUCUCGAAUAUUGUACCUCAAUAUACAAGGUAAUUGAUUGGGCGGUUUUGAAAUUUCAAUACUGGUUACGGUAUUUUUAAAAUAUCGCGGUAUACCGUUAAAAUUUUUAAGGAGAAAAUGUGUGAUCUACAGUAAAUGCAGUUUACACCCAAUAACCCAAAAAUUCAAGGCAAAGUCAAGAAAAUUAUCCAUUUUAACGAUCGUCAGGGUUCGUACAAAACUUGAAAGUCCUUGAAUGUCCUUGAAUUUGAAAACAAAAAUUCAAGGCCUUGAAUGUCCUUGAAUUUGUAAAGAAGUACUUGAAUGUCCUUGAAUUCUUCUUGCUUUAGUUUUUGGAUAUUUUCUGAAAUUGUUUGACAUUCAAGAUGGACAUUUUGUUGAACUGAUUUUGCAUGUUCAUAUCUGACCUCAUUAUAAAGUUACGUUUUGAACAAUUCAAUGUCAGAUUUUGCUGAUUUCUAACGCCUUCUUCAGUAUUUAGUCCUUGAAUUUGCUGAUACAUGGCCUUGAAUGUCCUUGAAAAGUCCGUGAAUUUGACUCUUCCUGACAUGUACAAAUCCUGGAUCGUAAAAUUUAACAUGAUACUGUGGGAAAAUGCUGUGCUGAGUGGUUAUAUUACUACCUUAAAAAAUAAGCAGAAACUCGACGUUUCGAGCGAAGGCCCUUCGUCAAGAGUUAGUAGCCAAAUGUUAAGUACCAAUGUUAGUAUUUUCACAUUGGUACUACCUACACUGGUACAGACAGUUUUACUGUGGGAAAGUCUACUGAUCUACUUGCAUUAUAACGAUGUUCUAAAAUGUUAAAGUUUAAUCUAUUUCGCGCGCGCAUGCAUUGUGUUUGUUUUUCGUUUGUGAACUUUUCUUGCUGUUCAAAUAAAAAGAUAAACUAAUGAUAGCUAUGGUACCGGUAUAUCUUACAUGCAGUAUACGGCCGAUAACGGUAUACCGGUAUAACCAACACCUCCAUACAAGUAUAUCAAUUAAAUACCAUGAAUAACUAAGAAUACCGGUAUACCGCCCCACUUUAAGUGUCAGUAAGCAUUACAGUGCAUGGAUUAUAAAGACACUGGAUAGGAAACUCAUGAGCACGCAUGAUGUUGUCAGCGUGGUAAUGGCGCCUCAACAUUGUAUGUUGGAAAUUAUGACAUCACUCCAAAAUAAUUCCACGUUUAGCAAUACAACUGACAAUUUUGGUUAUCAUUCCAUGUUUCGCGCACCAAUAUAGGUUAGGGUUAGGUAUUAGGGUUAGGGGUUAGGUUAGGGGUUAGGGUUUGGGGUUAGGGUUGGGGUUAGGGUGUGUAUAUAUGUGUAUGGAGGUAUCUAGUGAACUUUUCAAUACACCAUGAUAUCCAUUACAUAACGCUUACUAUAUUGGUGCGCGAAACAUGGAACGAUUACCACAAUUUUGAUUAAGAAACGUUAGAAUACAACCAUGACACUUUACGAUGGAAUAUCUAAAUAUUGUUGCUUAUUAGCUGCUGACUUUCGCCUUCAUUGUUGACACGCAGAACAUAAUAAGUUAUUAUGCUUGUGAUGUUACUCUGAGUGUAUGGCCACACCGGGCAAGCUUGAAAAAUAUGCCUGGCCACGGUGGGAAUCGAACCUACGACCUUUGGAAUACUAGCCUAAUGCUCUGCCAACUGAGCUACGCGGUCAGGUCGGUACGCUACGCGGUCAGGUCGGUCAGUAACAUCACAAGCAUCAUAUUCACCUGAGUACAUUACACCUACACAGAUAAGUUAUCUUUUCACGUUCAUUUUUAUUGUUGUUUAGGUUCGUUCAUGUAUGUGCAACACAACAGUUCGUCAAGUCAGUUCAUUGUGAACUAUGAUUCCAGAUUUCAGUUUUUCUUACGUGGUGUUGGGGAAGCAUACGAUGAGAUUUCCUUAGAAAGAAAAGACUGGUUAACUGGGCAGUAUGUACGCAGCGAAGCUCGGAUGAAUGUUGGAUUGUAUGAAAAUUUUUACAUUUCGUUUACUGGAGUAUAUGACAAAUGCAGAUGUUCGCAAACUGGGCAACAUCGCUUCAAAGUCAGGACUAAUGGGGUGAACAUCUCAUACUAUGAUUUUGAAACACUUCGAUUGACACGUGAGUAAAACCAUGUACUGUAUAUUAGAAUAAUUUUAGCGGGCGUUGGGGCGUAUUUUGAUGGCUAAAAUGAACAAAUUAGCGGCCUAAAAUACAUUUUAGCCCCCUGAAUUUUAGAUUGGUUACGUCCGCUGGCAGUUUUUGCAAUAUCUUCAGUUUUUUUAAUGUAUCAAGUUUUUUUAAAUUUUACCGAAAAAAUGGCUGUAGAAAUACAAAAGGAGAAGAUAUAUCUAUUUUUAAAAAUUGAACAAACUAAAAUCCACUCCCUAAAGCAAGGAAAAACUAGAAUUAUUUAUAUUGUGGCAGAAACUAUACACAGUGACGAAGCGAAUGUAAGUUUAUCGAUAGUAAUUAAGUUUAUUCAGUGAAUGUAAAUUUAUCCAUUUAACAAUCAGAAUUGAUAUAGUUAUAUAACUGUACAUUAAACAACAACACUGAUCGACAUGAUUAGUUGUUAUCUAAUGUCAGUCAAGUGGCACAACUCGGGACUCUUUAUUCAUUUCAUCAAGUGACACAUGUUCUGAAAGAUUUGCAUAAGUUAGGUCUUAAACGGACACCGAAUCCUGAAUCCUCUUUGGUAUAUGCCUGUUGUUGAAAAUUUCGCCCCUCAAUAGUUCGCAAGUAUAUCGAAACCGCUAAAUUGCUCCGUCGAGAUGUGCACGCGCGGAUUGAUUUUACGUACCACGUGCAUAAUGAACAUUUUGGGUACCUCGUGGCCCAUUUUUAACUUCAACGAAGUUCGUAAGCAUGCUAUGUUUUACAGGACUAUGUGGUUUUACACCCCAGACAAUUUAUGACUUAUGAAGUGUAAAUCCAGUCAUCUAGUGACCUUCAGUCAUUCGGCCUAUGAGAAAAGUGAAACCAAGAUGGCGGCCAUUGACGUCCAUUCGCUAUGAUGGUCGUAAACAGUUCUAAUACCAUUUCCCCAGCUAAUUCCAGCUUUUCCUAACGGACCGUAUCGCUAAACAAGUUAUCAGUUCAUCGGGGCUACCACAAUUUGGAAUAGCCUUGAUGACUCACUAAAAUCUAGAAUGACAGUCCAAAGUUUUAAACUUAAUAUAAAGAAAAACCUUCUCACGGAUUUCUUAAAUAAGUAAUCCUCUGCAAAUGUAAAUUUGAACCAAUGUUUCAUAUUGGAGUUUUUAGAUAUUAUCAUAGCAUAUUCGUAAACUCAAACCUCUGUAAAUAUAGCGAUAUACAGUAGUUAGUAUAAUAUUAAGAAGCACUGCAGUAAAUUAGAGCUGAAAAGCCUCUCGUGGAGCAUCUAAUAAAUUAUGUAUGUAUGUAUGUAUAUUAGUCUUUAAAUCGAAAUCAAAAUCACACUCUUUGCCAAGAUGGCGGAAAUUGAAGUGUUUAUAUAUAACAUUUUUUAAUUUUCAGAGCCCGAUCCACCCGAGUCUGUUACAGUAACACAUAACGGUACCAGUCGUGCUCAAGUCACGUGGAAUUCUCCCGGAUGUAACGGAGGACCAGCAAGAGGCGUUCGUGUCUCAUUCUACCAUGGUAACUCGAGCACUCCAACUUAUUUUCAGUCCAAUGACACGACGUGGAGCUCCUCCACUGGUACAGGAUCUUUCAUUAUUAACGAUUAUGAAUUUGAAGUUAAUGCGAGGUAUAAUUGGACGGUGGCUCUACUCUAUGAUUACGGAGAUGAAACGGUUUGGAGUCAGGAAAGUUCUCUUGUCUCGACAAAGAUCUCGGGUAUGUAAAAUUCUACUCACGUAAUUAAAGUUACGGUAGUUUCAGAGCCACCAGUUCGGAGGUGGAAGUCAGUGUUGUAAGUAACUUCAUUACCAGUAACGAAAUUACAAGUAAUCGUUACUUUUUUGAGUAACACUAACAGUAGCUAUUUACGUUUUGAAAAGAGGUGACUGUAAAUGUUACAUUUUGGCUUAAAAUGGAACGAUAACGCUUACUUCUCUUUACAGUAAUUUAAUUGAACUCAUUGCCAAUCUAAUUAAUAUUUAAACAAAUUAAAAAAAAUUGAAAGUAACUUUUUAACUAGUUACAAAAAUCGUGAAGUAACUUUAUAACGGUAACUAGUUGAAAAUACAAAAGAAAUGAAUGUCGAUCCGAUCUUUAUCUGAUACACAAACUCUCGCUUUUGGCUCGAGUUUGUUUAUCAGAUAAAGAUCGGCUGCUCAUGUUUUAACUAUUACUUCAAACACUCAUUAAUAAUUCAUAAGCUUAUUGGCAAAUCAUGUCAACCAUAAUAUGUCACGUGCAGUGGCUUUAAACCUGAUGAAACACUCCUAAUUAGUAUUCUUUAUAUAAAGAAUUCUAAUAAGGCAGUAUCUAUUGUAGUUGUGUCCUCAUCAGUUUUCUUUAUAUAAAGAAUACUAAUAGGCAGCAUAUCUAUUGAAUUUGUAGUCGUGUUUGAAGCCGUUUAAUUAACUCGCAGGUCGUGGUUUAUUAUGUCUAAAGCCACUCGCGCUGCGCGCUCGUGUCUUUAAACAUAAUAAAACACUCCUGCUCGUUUAUUAAACAGUACUUAACUUGUAGCGGUAACUAGUUCCUUUCUUGAGCAUGUAACUGUAACUAGUUUCAAAAAAUAAGUAACUUUUGAAGCGCUGGUGGAAGUACUAUUCGUAUAGCACUUAUAGUUAGUUGUGUUUGUCAUAUUUAAAGGUAUGAUAAAGUACGAUUACAAUAGAUGCCGUUUCAUUAAUAGAGAAUACUAAUUAAGAUGACCUUUAUAUAAUGAAUACUAAUGAAGAUGAGUUUUAUCAGGUAUAAUGCCACUUCACGUGACAUAUCAGUUUUGUAUCGGAUGUAUUGUGAAACGUCUUGAUGAAAACAUUCGUAUUCUUCAACAAUUUAAACCAAUUAAUGAUGAAUUAUUCAUGAUUUUCACAAGUAUUAAUAACUCUUAUAAUUCUUUGUAUUGACAUUUUCAUUGACAGAUGAAUUUGACGUCAAAAUAUUAUUAUAUGAUGACAAUUCUCUUGCGGUCAAACCAGGAAAUGAUGGUACUUACAAAAUCGAACUUGGGCGAAGCAUUAUAAUAUCUUGUACUGUAGUCUCCAUCACUCGACCUCAGAGAACAUGGAGUAAACGCACUUAUCAAGGAUAUGAAGCUGUUCAAAGCCAAGAGUUCCAGCCAGAAUUUUUAUCAUCAGGCUUUGAAUGGAUAAGUACCAUAAAUAUUCCACAAUUUAACUACACUGAUUCUGGUAAUUAUAAUUGUUCUGGGACAGCAGGGAGUAAUUAUGGCAUUGAUUACGCAACAAUAUCUGUAUAUGGUAAGUAAAUAGCAUAAUUUGUUUCUCUAAUUGGUUCCUUCCAUUCCUACUUGCCUCCUUUCUUUUCCUCCCUUAUUUCAUAGAGCUUUUUCCUCCCUUAUUUCAUCUUUUUCCUCCUUCCAUUCAUCCCUGUUCUUUCUUUUUUCAACCGUGCCUCCUUCCAUUUUACCUACCUUGUCACCUUUACCCCCAUCCUUUCUUCACUUCUUCAUUAUCCAUUCUUUCUUUCCAUACUUCUCUUCUUCUUCUUUCCUUAUUUUCUUUCUUUACUUUCCGUCUCCCCUUCUUUCUUAAUUUCUUGCUUCCUUCCUUCUUUCUUACCGUUCCCCCUCUAUUUUUCCACCUAUCUUUAAUUCAGUUUCCAGUCCUUGCUUUUUCUUCCCUUCUACGAAUGUAUUACCUACCUCCCAUUUUAUCUUCGUUUGAUCCAACGUUCUUCCCUCCUCUACUAAACAACGCCUAUUCCAUCUUUUCUUUGUUUCGUCCUUUUAUCUAUGUCUCUCUUCCAUCACCCCUUCUCUUUUCCACUACCCCAAACACUAAUCUCACCCAUACUUCCUCAACGAUUUUAGCGCCUGUGAUUCUUAUAACGACAUCAAUAAUGCCAGAAAACUAUACCAUUCCAUACAACUCAACGUUCAAGGCAGAAAUUAUCCUGCAGGGUUUACCGACCUAUAAUAGGGACCUUCAAAUCCUAAAUUGGCGAACUGAAAAGUUCAGCUCGAUUGAAGGACAAACAUUUGUGGAUAUUGAUGGUUAUUUGAAAGUUACAGCUCAGUACAACUCGUUCAAAUGUUCAAACACGGGAGUUCAUCGCGCUGUCCUCGAGAUGGAAGAUUAUUCACAGUUCCAGUAUGAACUACCAAGUCCAUUGCUUAUUUCAGGUAAGCGCAUUACUAGAAUUUCCUAGAAAAUUACCACUAUCUAUUAUUUUGAUAUGCCUUCGUAUUUAUGGUGAUCUUAUUUUUUCACAGACCCCGACCCUCCACAAAUUACUUCAGUGACAGGCAUGUCACAAUCUACGAUAAAACUAAUAUGGAGUGCAGGUCAAUGCAACAUGGGUUAUCCUAGGGAAAUCUCUAUUACUGUAUUCAAACGAAAUGGAGACCUUCUAAAAGAAAGCAUUUUGAAUAUCACCAGUUAUAAUGAAAGUACUGGUGUCGGUGUUACGUUGGUUGAAAAAGGACAGGAUUUUAAUGAAUCUUACGCUGAGUGGAUCAUUAAAGUAUCAUAUAAUGGUAGAACGGAACCAGUUUGGAGUCGACCGUCACUGGCUUACUUUGCUACAGUGUCAGGUAUGUAAGGGACAUCAAUGACAACUUAAUCAAAUCAAACUGAUCGAUUGUUAGACUAAUCAAAUAAUCUAUCAUUUCAUAAGUUCAGUCUCAGCUAGUCAGCCAGUGUCCAGUGCUUAAUAAAAGCCAUCUAUUAUUUUUCUUUUACAGACAGCAUAACUAUCAGUUUUCAGUCUACUUCAUCAUCCAGCUUUUCUGCACGCAUAACUCUAGUGGGUCAUCAAAUCAAGAGGAACGAAUCAGUCACCAUCACAUGUCAGACCUUAGCUGCAGAAACAUCAUCAAACUUUACUUGGUCCAAGAGAACAUUUGGAAAUCAUUCAUCAUUAAGUGGCAAUAACAUCAGAUCCUGGAAUGAAGACGAAUAUUUGUAUGGUUCUCUAACUUUGGAUUAUUUUGAUUAUAGUCGUUGUGGAGUAUACAGUUGUGAAGUGAACAUUGGGAAUAAGCUACAAGAAGUAGAAAUGCCGCUCAGUGUAGAAGGUACUGUAGAUGCACCUGUACUACUUUGUAUACCAUGCCGAUAGUCAAAUGAACAAUGUAACGGUGAAUAAUUUUACCGGUUUAUAAACUAAAAGUACUCUAUCACUAUGAGCUAACUUUUGUUUUCUCAAUUUCCUGAGGCAGACAUGUGCACUUUUUUGGGUUUGCAUGUAAUUUAUAGGCGGCAAUACACAGAGAUUUUCAAAUUAGCGAGAAACAAUUGAUGUUUCUAAGUAAAAUUAUGCUUCUUUCACUGCGGAUUUAAAAGCAUGUCAAAGGGUUGCAAGUUUAAUACAUGGUGCAGGUUUCAGGUACAUGCUGGUCACAGGUCGCAAAUCAUGUGUUGCAGGAAUUGGACAUUCCGUCGUAGCAUGUGUUUGUAAACGACAACAUAUUUUUAAAUUUGUCCCGACUCGUAACUUAAAUUAUACCAUUGCGCAGACAAUUUUAGGGACUAUCAAAAUUUAACGUAUUGUUUAUAAACUUGCUAGUCCAGCUAUAACAGAGCGCAGAAUUUCUGCAACCUGUCACCAACGACCUGCGCCAAAGGACCUGUGACCUGCGUUUUAGGUCCACCGCUUCUUGCUCGUCCUGUCCUCUUAUGUCUUAUAAUAUUCCUGUCAAGAAAAUAUUUCAUCACAGCCUAUAAGAGUACAGUACGUAUAGGCUAUUUUUGCUUGAUAUAGCGAUUGAUUUAAAGAGCUGUAUGACUUAAUUUUAUAAAUAUGCAGACAUGAUAAAUGCUCACCACUUGUUACGAUUCCUAUGAGGCGAUUCUCAAAUCAUUUUACCCCAUAAAAUGUCUCAUUUCCGUUGCACUCUUCGGGCUUGAUUUGCAGGUGGUGUCAACCUAACACCAUAAUCAUUAGAUUUAAGAUCAUAAGAUCAUAUAUACAGAUAUCGAAGGAAAUAGACUAAGUUCCGAAAUAUCAUUUAUAUCACCUGCAGUGCCUUAACUGUGUUGACCUUGUGGCACAGUUGAUAGAGAAGUGGACUAGCAAAUGACUGGCAGGUUCGAUUCCCACCACGGUGAAGCAAUUUUCCAGCUUGCCCAAUGUGGAGAUACUCAGAGUAGCAUCUAAAAUAAUUUACCAGAAUUAUAAGUCCACAGUCAAUGAGUUUAUCGAAGAAGAAGAAGGAUCAACUACCUGAAAAAUGUAGGUCCUUUGUUUGGACGUCCUUGUACUAACAUCGGAGCAAACUCUUUAAACUUGGUGAUACAGUGUUAGCCGAAGUGUGAAUGUAAGCAACCUAGGAAUCAGAUGCUUCUUGUCAGGCUAAAAAGAAAACAUAUUGAUCUUUUGAUCAAAGGCCCCUUGUCAGGAGUAGUACUAUUGAAGGAGUUCAUUUUGAACUAUUAACUAUUUUGUUGAAAGGCCUUUCUUAGAAGUGUUUUUCUAAAAGACCCUAUUGAUGUGCGGUCGAAGUAUAAAUAUUUGCCAAUAUCUUUAAAAUAUUUGGACCUCUAAAUUAAUAUUCAUAUCAUACACAGUCUGGUUCAUUAAGGUCUUGUUAUUACCAGGCCACUAUAUGAAUAAAAUAUGUCUAUUUCAGCACCUAUCCUUGCCGAACAUGUAGCCAAGAAUUUGAAUUCUAAAGUACACCAUGGUAGUCUGAGAACAAUCAAGUUUUUAUUACUCGGCUAUCCCCAACCACAAACAUAUGCUGAACGAUUGCUUCAACCCGACAGCUACUGGAGGAAUUAUACAGAUUAUCUACCAGUUUUGAGCGAAGACAUUUAUUGGACGGUGGAGCUGAGACGUAACUUAACUUGUGCAGACACUGGUCUUAUCCGUCUGGUGAUCUUAGACCAGAAUAUGAGAAAUGUAGUCAACGUAGAGGGCCGAACACCACUGAUUGGUAGGUAUCAUAACCUUGCUGCAGGCAAAACCCAAUUUUAUUAUACCUACCAUCUAAUAGAGCCAUCAUUGCAGUGUAGUUGGGUCUUAGUGAGCAUUACGAGGCGGCAGAUAGUGAUAGAUCUUCAGAUGUGAAGAAACUUGUAGGGGCAAGCAAAUCAAACUAAAUGUCUUUAUUUAUAUGCCAGCAAAUACAAGGCUACUAGAUAUAGUAAAUAGAAAUAUAUUUUCGCACUUCGGCAAAUGAAUGUUGACCCCAUCUGCUGCACAAUAGUACUUGGUGAAAACCAGUUAUACUAUAUGAUGUUGGCCAACAUGUUUAACAGGCAUUAAAAAUUUGCGUCUUUUUGUUAUAAUAUUACUAGAUCCUGACCCGCCUACUGUCAUACAUGUGGAGUACCUUUCUGAAUCACAUGCAAAUGUAACGUGGAAGGCAACAAGAUGUAACUUUGCUAGUGUGAAGAAAAUAAACAUUCAACAAAAUGGCAGUAGUGUGCUUUCAUAUGCAGAUACAAACUGGAACAACGAAACUGAAAUUGGUUAUCAAAUAGUGGAGAAUAUUACGGUUGUGGAGCAUCAAACCUAUUUUUGGAAUGUUAGUGUUGUCUAUGGCGAAGGUGUGGAAGAAGCCACGAGUCAGUCAAGUCCAGUUUUUGAAGCUCCUGUUGUUGGUAAGCUAAGAGUUGGGGUUAAGUAUUGACGAUGGUGGCAAUGAUGAUGGUAAAGGUGAUUAUGGUGUUGAUGAAGAUGUUUAAUAACUCCAUCAGUCUGAGGACUGUUUUUCAUGGUGGUCCCUACAGAUGGUGGUGAUGAUAAUUGUGAUGGUGGCGUUGAUAAUUAUGUCGAUUAUGGUAGUGAUUAUACUCAUGGUUAUAAUAAUGGUGAAGGCUAAAUGUUGUACUGAUACUGGCGGUGGGCAUUAUAUAUUCAUUAUAUGUUCGUUUUUAGAUGUUAAUGAAUGCUUAGAAGAAAAUUCUUGUGAUGUCAAUGCAACUUGCAUCAAUAAAAUUGGUACUUAUAACUGCCAGUGUAACGUUGGAUUUUCUGGAAAUGGAUUUAACUGUUCAAGUAAGUGAGUUCACACAUCACCCCAGGUUAAGCAGAUACCGUAUUUACUCGUUUGAGCGCCGCGGCGCUCUUUAUAUUUUUAGAGCUUCAGAUGCGGCGCUCGUUUGGGGCCGGCGUUCUUUAAAAAAACUUUUAUUUGUGGGUUAUAACAAGAACUUUUAACAAUAAAACAAACAAGUUUUAAACGAUUUUUGUCACUAAAUGUCCCCAUUUUGAAGGCGGAAAGUUUUUAUACUUUUCAGUGCGGCGCUCAUUCGGGGGCGGCGCUCAAUCGUGGGCGGCACUCAAUCGACUAAAUACGGUAUGGAUAGCUAUAGAAUAUAUUUCCAAUCCAGCUUUUUUGGAGAAAGGAAUGUACUGGAAAUGCCAAUGCAAAUUAAAGUUGUCAUUCACAGCAUUGGUGAUAUGAUCAAAGACCUUACCAAUUUACACUAUCCUUGUAACUUAAGAGGAAUGAUGUGUUUUGCUUUGUACAUGAAAUAUUUUAACCACAAACAUAUGUCUAUGAAACGAAAACACAAGUUGUAGCUGCCUACUUUUCUGUUUGAUAAGGAAAUCUGUUGAAUUAUUGUUGUUGAAUUAUCCAGUAAAAACUACAUCACUCACGAUUUAUUAUGUUAAAUUGUUUUUCGUUUAAGUGGUCUGAUUCUCUAAUAAUAGAUUUACAACACCACCACUAAAUGAGUUUCUCUUUGAUUUUAUAUUGGGGCGAAAUUACCAGCAAACUGCCAUGAUAACUAUGCAUAAAACAAACCAUGCAGUAAAUAACGAAUAAUAAUUUGAAAACCAAUUUUUUUUAUGAAGUUAUGAAAACAAGAUUCUUCAGUAGCAAUGCUAAGAAAAAAUAGCCGGUUAAUUUAAUGUUGUGCAGUUUUCCCUUUAAAAAACAUAGUAUAAUUGCGACUGCAGGCUGUCCAGUUUUUAUCACAAAUAGCAAUCCGAAAAACAAUGGCAUCUCUAGUUUGUGUAUUUCCUGUUCUUUAUGUAAUUUAUCGUAAUCUUUAUUGUAAUUCAUCGUAAUAUUUAUAAUUUCCUAGACAUAGAUGAAUGUUUGACUAAGUCAUGCCAUGUUAAUGCCAGCUGUACUGACAGUGAAGGUUCUUUUCUUUGCGAAUGUCAUAGUGGGUAUUCUGGAAAUGGAUUUAAUUGUUCUAGUAAGUAGAUAUUUUGUUUCUGUAUCUAAAAUUUUGUACCUUUUACAUAUUCCUUAUUUUUUAUUGUUUCUAUUAUUUUUCUAGACAUUGAUGAAUGUUCGAGCAAACCAUGUCAUGCCAAUGCCACCUGUAUGGACAACGAAGGUUCUUUUGUUUGUCAGUGUCACGCUGGUUAUUCUGGAAAUGGAUUUAAUUGUUCUAGUAAGUAACUCUUUCAUUUGUGUGUUUAGAAUUUUGAACCGUUGCGGUAAUCAUUUAUUGUUUGUUAUUUAUAUUAUUUUUUCUAGACAUGGUUGAAUGUUUGAGCAACCCAUGUCAUGUCAAUGCCAGCUGUGCUGACACCGAAGGUUCCUUUGUUUGUCAAUGUAAUAGUGGGUAUUCUGGAAAUGGAUUUAAUUGUUCUAGUAAGUAAAUCUUUCAUUCAUACAUAAAGUUUUAUACCUUUCUACUAAUCACUUUUUGUUUGUUAUUUUUAUUAUUUUUCUAGACAUUAAUGAAUGUUUGAUCGACCCAUGUCAUGCCAAUGCCUCCUGUACUGACACAGAAGGUUCUUUUGUUUGUCAGUGCAAUAGUGGGUAUUAUGGAAAUGGAUUUAAUUGUUCUAGUAAGUAAAUCUUUCAUUCACGUAUUAAGUUUUGUAGCGGUCUACUAAUCACUUAUUGUUUGUUAUUUCUAUUGUUUUUCUAGACAUUGAUGAAUGUUUAACAAACCCAUGUCAUGUCAAUGCCAGCUGUACUAACACUGAAGGUUCUUUUGUUUGUCGAUGUAAUAGUGGGUAUUCUGGAAAUGGAUUUAAUUGUUCUAGUAAGUAAAUCUUUCAUUCAUGUGUUUGACGUUUUGUACCUUUCUACUAAUCACUUAUUAUUUGGUUUUUCUAUUGUUUUUUUCUAGACAUUGAUGAAUGUUUGACCAACCCAUGUCAUGUCAAUGCCAGCUGUACUGACACCGAAGGUUCUUUUGUUUGUCAAUGUAAUAUAGAGGAUUCUGGAUAUGGAUUUAAUUGUUCUAGUAAGUAA